AUGCCUUCCAAGACUGGCUUCCAUCUUGCCCAGAAUGAGCCAUUUGUUGUCAACUGCACUGACACUAAUUUUGAAGAUGCUAAUGAGGAGGAAUUAGAUUCCCUGAAUGUUCCCUAUGACUAUAAAUUUGUGAUGCACUACAGCAAAAAUGCCUUCCAAAACGGGACAGAAGUAACAAUUGUAGCAAGAAUCCCUAACUUUACGGAUGUGAUUGGUCAACAAAUAGAUUUCGGUGAUUAUGACCUUGAAAAAUUGAAUCGACUCUACAACUGUUCUUCUUCCAAAACCUUUAUGGAUUCGUGUGAUUUUGAACAGGAAGAUAUCUGCGGCAUGAUUCAAAGUUCAGAAGACAAUGCUGAUUGGCAGAGGGUUUCACAGGUGCCUGGUGGACCUGACACUGAUCAGACAUACCUGGGCAAAUGCAAAGGCUGCAGUUUCUUCAUGCACUUCAACAGCAGCUCUGUGAAGGAAGGGGAAAAGGCAGUCCUGCAAAGCAGAUUAUUUCACCCUAAGAGAGCAUUUCAGUGCUUGCAGUUUUAUUAUUACAACAGUGGUAACAAAGAUGACCAGCUCAAGAUCUACGUCAGGGAGCAUACCUCAGCCAAUUUGAAUGAUUCUCUUACUCUGGUGCAUGAAGUGAAAGAUCCACCCACUGGAAAUUGGGAACUCUAUUAUGUGCCAUUGAAUGUUACCAAAAAAUUCAGGGUGGUAUUUGAAGGAACUCGAGGUUUUGGCACAUCAGCUGGUGGUCUCUCAAUUGAUGAUCUCAACCUCUCAGAAACACAGUGUCCUCAUCACAUUUGGAAGAUAAGCAAUUUUACAGAACUCAGUAGCUCAAGGGAAAUAAUUUCUAGCCCUCCAUUUUACUCUCAUAAAGGCUAUGCUUUUCAGGUUCAUUUGAAUUUAACAAAUGAGGCUAAAAUAGGGAUAUAUUUCUCUCUGAUCUCUGGAGCCAAUGAUGAAUAUUUAGAGUGGCCAUGUCCAUGGCAUCAAGCCACAAUGACCCUAUUGGAUCAAAAUCCUGAUAUUCGUCGGUCCAUGUCCCACCAGAGGAGUGUGACUACAGAUCCAUUUAAGAAAAUUGAAAAUAAUAGUGAAACCUUUUUUUGGGAUAAGCCCUCCAAAGUAGGAGUGACAGCAACUUUCCCUAAUGGAACAUUAUAUAGCAGAGGUCCAGCAUUUGGAACCAAAGACUACAUAACCCACGAAUGGAUGCAAAGAAGAGAUUUUGCCAAAGGAGAUAAUGUUUACAUUCUUUUGACAGUGGACGAUAUAUCACAUCUCCGUUCCAAUAAGUCAUCACAUAUCCCUCUAAAGAUGCCAACUCUUCAAAGAAAUUCUGACAUAGACCUCUGUAAAAAUUUCAUCUGUGAAAAUGAUGGUAUCUGUGUUAUCCACAUGGACAAAGCAGAAUGCAGGUGUCGGUCAUUGAAAGACUUGUGGUACGUGGGAGAAAGAUGUCAGAUACAGAUCUUAGCCUCGCUUCAAACUGUAAUAGAGGCUUUAUUCCUUGUAACUUCAUUUGCUGCCACAGUUGUAGUGGCUCUUUUGUCUUUUUACUUUGGUAAGAAGAAAUAUAGGAGGAGGAAAAAUUCCAGGACAUCAAAUAUGACGUUAGAACAUGUAAGUAUGCAAUAA
Gracilinanus agilis (Agile Gracile Mouse Opossum) is the source of this 1638-nucleotide messenger RNA. RefSeq names its product meprin A subunit beta-like. The transcript is spliced from 8 exons. Gene Ontology annotation, cellular component: membrane. Gene Ontology annotation, biological process: proteolysis. The record is from RefSeq and is a predicted model, not a curated record. The coding region runs from base 1 to 1638 and encodes 545 amino acids. Lineage: Eukaryota; Metazoa; Chordata; Mammalia; Didelphimorphia; Didelphidae. Gene Ontology annotation, molecular function: metalloendopeptidase activity; protein binding.